UGUUUUGAAGUUUGUUUAUAUCAGGUGCUAAUAACUGUAUAACUUGCGUAAUUCACGCAUUGUUGGUAAAACUUGACGUAAUUUCCAAUUUAAUAAAUCAACCUUUUUAAGUUAAAUCCAAAAAGUGUGUUUUGGGGUGAAAUUUUGAGUGUAGACAAACAUGAGAGGCAACUCCUAUCACGAUAGAGACAGAGACCGUGGACGCGACAGAGGACCGCGGUUUGGGUCCAGUCGUGGAGGUCCACCUCCUCCUCCCAAGAAGUUUGGAAAUCCUGGGGAACGGCUGAGAAAGAAGAAAUGGGACCUUGAUUCACUUCCUAAGUUUGAGAAAAACUUUUACAACGAGCACCCAGACAUCCAGCACAUGAGCCAGUAUGAGAUAGAGGAGUACCGCAGAAAGAAAGAGAUCACUAUUAGGGGCUCUGGCUGCCCAAAGCCAGUGCCAAACUUCUACCAGGCACAGUUUCCUCAGUAUGCAAUGGAUGUGCUGCUACAGCAAAAUUUUAAGGAGCCCACAGCCAUUCAGGCACAGGGAUUUCCACUGGCCCUUAGUGGCAGAGACAUGGUGGGCAUCGCACAGACCGGAUCUGGAAAAACACUUGCCUAUCUGCUUCCGGCCAUUGUGCACAUCAACCACCAGCCAUAUUUGGAGAGAGGAGAUGGUCCAAUUUGCCUGGUUCUAGCUCCCACUCGUGAACUGGCCCAGCAGGUUCAGCAGGUGGCAUACGACUAUGGCAAGUCCUCCCGAAUCAAGACCACCUGUGUGUAUGGCGGUGCCCCUAAAGGUCCACAAAUCAGAGACUUGGAGAGAGGUGUUGAGGUCUGCAUUGCCACCCCUGGUCGUCUGAUCGAUUUCUUAGAGGCAGGAAAGACAAACUUGCGGCGCUGCACUUAUUUGGUCUUGGAUGAGGCUGAUCGCAUGCUGGACAUGGGCUUCGAGCCACAGAUUCGCAAAAUUGUAGAUCAGAUUCGACCGGACCGACAGACACUGAUGUGGAGUGCUACUUGGCCUAAAGAGGUGCGUCAGCUAGCAGAAGACUUCCUUCGGGACUAUGUCCAGAUCAACAUUGGGGCCCUUGAGCUCAGUGCCAAUCAUAACAUCUUGCAGAUUGUGGAUGUCUGCAUGGAGAACGAAAAGGACAACAAGCUGAUUCAGCUGAUGGAGGAGAUUAUGGCUGAGAAAGAGAACAAGACCAUCAUUUUUGUGGAGACAAAAAAACGAUGUGAUGACCUCACUCGCAGGAUGAGGAGAGAUGGAUGGCCAGCAAUGUGCAUUCAUGGUGACAAAACUCAGCCAGAGAGAGACUGGGUUUUAGCAGAGUUUCGCAAUGGUAAAGCUCCCAUUUUGAUUGCUACUGACGUUGCCUCCCGUGGGCUGGAUGUGGAAGAUGUUAAAUUCGUCAUUAACUACGACUAUCCGAACUCCUCGGAGGACUAUGUGCACCGCAUUGGGCGUACCGCCCGUAGCACCAAUAAAGGCACAGCCUACACUUUCUUCACUCCCGGAAACAUGCGGCAGGCACGUGAUCUAGUACGGGUCCUGGAAGAGGCACGGCAGGCCAUGAACCCCAAACUUCUGCAGAUGGUUGACUCCGGACGAGGGUCAGGAGGUGGACGAAUGCGAUACCGUGGCUCCAGCUCCAACAACCCCAACCUAAUGUAUCAGGAGGAGUGUGACAGGCGCAUGCGCUCUGGAGGCAGCAGCAAUAACAAGGACAGCCGAGGCGGAGGCAGCAGCUAUGGGCGCUCAAACCGCGACGACAGAUCUUCCGCCUCUGCAUUUAGAGAUCGCAGUCGGGACAACCACAACAACUAUGGCUCUGGGGACCAGCACCAGGGCUACAACAACAGCAGCGGAGGGGGAGGGUACAACAUGAGAGUGGGUGGAGCACAGCCGGGUGCAGGCAGCAGUGGCCCAGGUGGGGUGCCUCAGAACCAGCCCGGUCCUCCUCCGGGCCAGUUUAAUCAGGGCCCUCCUCCCCCCUUGGCUCAGCCCGGGGUGGGACCUGGGCCACAGCCCCUAAUGGCUCAGCAGUUUCCUCCACCACCUCCACAGCCCAUGAUGGGGGGCUUUAUGGGCCCAGGGCCAUAUUCAUACGGCCCCCCUCCACCUCCCCCACAAAGGAAGUAAAUAGAAAUAAGAUGUGUAGUAUUGGUUGUUCAUCCUGCCUAUCUACUACCAGUGUAAACAGAGUGUAGUGUUUAGUGUUUUGUUUUCUUCUGUUCUGGCUGGCAGAGGCGGUCUGGCUUGACGUAUAUUUAAGGUCGACCAUUCAGUGAUUGUGGGGUAAGAGCCACACCUGUCACACCAUGGACAUGUAAGAAUAUGCUUGUUAGUGAUGGCAAACAAAACCAUGGCCAAUCAAAUUAUUUUGAUUCUUUUUUUUCCUGUGAUUUUUGCCAAGUGCCAAAAAUUGAGCCCAAUUAUGACAAAAAUAAGUUCUAUAUUAAUCUCAGAUUUCAUGGAGUGAAAUUUUCUAGAGCAUUCUUGCUUUUGCUUUUAGAAGGCAAAAUUCUACAAACUGACAUCAAGUGCUAUGAAGCUUUAUGGGCAGUUUUAUUUGUAAUAUGUGGUGCUAUAGCAUCUAGCUGCACAUAACUUAUGUUUCAGUUCAGAUUCAGUCUAGAAAAAAAGUCUAAAAUCACAUGAUGUGAGCCACCAGAAAUCUGUUGAUUCAAAUUUGGCAUCGUUUAUGUUUGUCCUCAUAGAUUAAAAUCUCAAGAUGUUUUGGUCUUUACUGAGAAUUUACUUUCUUAUAAUAUUAGCGCUUUAAUAAUGACUGCAGUUGUGGUUGAGCCGUGAUGGAGUUAUGAAAGCACAAAUUCUCCAUACUUGUGAUUCUAAACAAAAAAAAUCUGUUGUGAUAUUUAGUAUAUCAAGAUUUUAAUAUCACCCAGCCUUCCUUCCUGUACCCACCAAUAACUAAAUUUUAGUUUAGCUUCGUCCUUUUGUACGUUAAAAUGUUGCAGUGUUUGAGUAAACUCUUUAAUGCAUUAUCCUUUUGCUUUGUAGUGAUUCUCUAUUUUAAUCAGAACUCUUUUGCAAACUUUAUAUAGCAGAUGUAUCAGGAUUAAGCUUGUGUAUCUAGUUUUGACAGAUUUUCCUUUUCUCCUACAUCAGCCUGUUGUGUAGAUUGUUGUAUUUUAAGCAUGUUCUAGCUACAGAAAGAUGAAGAUCAUUGAUCAUUUUGAUGGCAUCCAUGUUUGUGAAUGUCAGUUACAUUGGUAAUCAACCUGAUUUGGGGUUUGUAUUUGUACAAUUUUAUUUUUAAUAAAGAAUUUGACUGAG
Molecule: messenger RNA, 3289 nt
Organism: Trichomycterus rosablanca
Lineage: Eukaryota; Metazoa; Chordata; Actinopteri; Siluriformes; Trichomycteridae
Gene: ddx17
Product: DEAD-box helicase 17
Exons: 13
Coding region: 161-2131 (656 amino acids)
Biological process (GO): alternative mRNA splicing, via spliceosome
Cellular component (GO): ribonucleoprotein complex; cytoplasm; nucleus
Molecular function (GO): ribonucleoprotein complex binding; RNA helicase activity; ATP binding
Source: RefSeq, a predicted model, not a curated record